Molecule: messenger RNA, 450 nt
Organism: Penicillium roqueforti
Lineage: Eukaryota; Fungi; Ascomycota; Eurotiomycetes; Eurotiales; Aspergillaceae
Product: mitochondrial import receptor subunit TOM22
Exons: 3
Coding region: 1-450 (149 amino acids)
Biological process (GO): intracellular protein transport
Cellular component (GO): mitochondrial outer membrane
Source: RefSeq, a predicted model, not a curated record
AUGGUCAAGCUCACUGAAGUCGAAGACGAGCACUUCACCGAUAAGCCCACUGCCACCAAACACGAUGCUCUUUUGGUCUCCGAUGAUGAGGAUGACUACUCAGACACUGACUCCGAGAUCUCCGACGAGGAAGAUAUCGAGCUCGAGGCUGAGUCGCUCUACGAGCGUAUCGCCGCUCUGAAAGACAUUGUUCCCCCAUCCGCCCGCCGCAACGUCUCCAGCACCGUCUCUUCCAUCACAAACCUCACCAAGGCCACCUUUUCGUUCAGCGGCAAGGCCCUCUGGAUUAUCAGCACCAGUGCUUUCCUGCUCGGUGUGCCAUUCGCUUUGGCCUACGCCGAGGAGGAGCAGUACAUCCAGAUGGAGCGCGAGCAGGGAAUGAUCAAGGGAGCUAACGAGAUGCUCAUCCCCGGCUCCGAACCCGAGAAGACGGCUCAACCUACUCUGUAA